This is a messenger RNA of Daldinia loculata, 1782 nucleotides long. RefSeq names its product deoxyribodipyrimidine photo-lyase. Gene Ontology annotation, biological process: entrainment of circadian clock by photoperiod; circadian regulation of gene expression. Lineage: Eukaryota; Fungi; Ascomycota; Sordariomycetes; Xylariales; Hypoxylaceae. The record is from RefSeq and is a predicted model, not a curated record. Gene Ontology annotation, cellular component: cytoplasm; nucleus. The transcript has 2 exons. Gene Ontology annotation, molecular function: DNA binding; FAD binding. Bases 1 to 1782 code for a protein of 593 amino acids.
AUGGCCCCCAAACGAAGCGCCAAGAAAAGACUCACGAACGAGGACGAGACCCGAGAGGAACCGAUGAAGAGACCUAAACUUGGAAAUGGAACUUUGGAUCCACUGCGCGAGCCUCAUCAUUUUGCGGUCGAAGCCGAAGAGCAUGGCAUCGUGCAGCGCAAAUUCUACCCGCCGGAAAUGAACAUUGCGCGUGCUCAAGCAUAUAAUGACAACAAACUUCCUCGCCCCAUUGAACAGCUCGAAGCUGCUUUGGAGGAAACGGCGUCGAUGCGGAAGAGCACACAAGUGAAGGAGGCCGUGAUACACUGGUUCAAAAUGGAUCUGCGGACCACAGACAACCGCGCACUAUGGGAAGCUAGCCAGAAGGCUCAAGAAGCUAAUGUUCCUCUAAUAUGCAUAUAUAUAGUAAGCCCCGAGGAUUUUGAGGCGCAUUUGACGGCCCCCGUGCGCGUCGACUUUACGAUACGCACUCUGCAUAAGCUGAGGCAGGAUUUGGCAGCUCUAGAUAUUCCGCUUUAUGUAGAGACUGUCACCAAGCGAAAGGAGAUCCCCGAGCGCAUUCUGGAGUUCAUGGAUGAAUGGGGUGCGAGUCAUCUAUAUGCAAAUAUAGAAUACGAGGUCGAUGAACUAAGGCGAGAAGCAAACAUGGUAAGAUUAUGUGCCGAUAGGGGAAUAGCGAUGGUGUUGUUCCACGAUACUUGUGUUGUUCCGCCCGGCUCGUUGCAUACGGGUGCCGGGAAGCAGUACGCGGUAUACUCGCCAUGGUUUAGGACAUGGGUUGCGCAUAUCCAUUCAAACCAGGAGCUUCUUAACUUAUUUGAUCCUCCCGCGAAGAAUUCUUCUGCCGCUCGUGAGAAAGUAACCGCUCUCUUUGAUAGCGAGAUACCAGAUAUCCCAGAAAACAAGCAGCUUCCGGACGAAGAUGCGAAGAGGUUCCGUGCCACUUGGCCAGCCGGUGAACGUGAAGCCAUGGAUAGGCUUGAGAAGUUCUGCGACGAGAAAAUCGGAGAGUAUGGCAAGAGGCGCAAUUUUCCUUCCGAGGCGGCGACAUCGUCGAUUUCAGUGCAUUUGGCAGCUGGGACGCUGAGUGCAAGGACGGCGGUACGGACGGCGCGAGAUAGAAAUAAGACGAAAAAGUUGGAUGCCGGCGUUGAGGGCAUCCAAUCUUGGAUCAGCGAGGUUGCAUGGAGAGACUUUUAUAAGCACGUCUUGGUCCACUGGCCUUAUAUCUGCAUGAACAAGCCGUUCAAACCCGAAUACUCCAACAUCGAAUGGUCCUACAACUCAGCACACUUCGAAGCCUGGUGCACAGGGCGCACCGGCUUCCCAAUCGUCGACGCAGCAAUGCGGCAACUCCAAGGCGUAGGCUGGAUGCACAACCGAUGCCGCAUGAUCGUCGCCUCGUUCCUAUGCAAAGACCUACUGCUAGACUGGCGCAUGGGCGAACGGUUCUUCAUGGAGAAUCUGAUCGACGGGGACUUCGCGUCGAACAACGGCGGGUGGGGAUUCAGCGCCUCCGUCGGCGUCGACCCGCAGCCGUAUUUCCGGAUUUUCAACCCGCUGCUGCAGAGCGAGAAGUUCGAUCCCGAUGGCGCAUAUAUCCGGAAGUGGAUAUCGGAGCUUAGGGGGGUCAAGGGCAAGGCUAUACAUGAUCCGUAUAAUAGGGGCGCUGCGGCGGAGGCUAAGAAGGCGGGGUAUCCGGAGCCGAUUGUGGAUCAUCGGCAGAGUCGCGAUCGCGCGUUGACGGCGUAUAAGGUUGGUAUUGGGCGGGAUAAGUCUUGA